GCGAAUGCACCACUUACACUCGCGGUGUACUACUUGACGAUGUGCGUUUGUCGAAAGUAGAGUGUGCUUUACCGGCCUUUUACUUCCUCUUCUCGUGACACGAUACAAUGGCGUCCGGAAUCCUCUACACGUACCCGGAAAAUUUCCGAGCCUACAAGGCCCUGAUAGCGGCUCAGUUCUCCGGCACCCAGAUCAAAGUUGCCGAUGACUUUGUCUUCGGAGAGACUAAUAAGAGCGAAGCAUUUCUCAAAAAAUUCCCAUUGGGAAAGGUUCCAGCGUUUGAAACAUGCGAUGGAAAAUAUAUCACAGAAAGCAAUGCGAUCGCUUACUAUGUGGCUAAUGAACAAUUGAGAGGAAAAACUGAUAUCGAACGUGCAUUGGUUAUUCAAUGGCUUGGCUUUGCUGAUUCUGAAAUUCUUCCUGCCAGUUGUGCUUGGGUAUUUCCUUUACUUGGAAUAAUGCCAUAUCACAAGCAGACUGUAGAACAUGCUAAAGAGGACAUAAAUAAAGCACUCACUGCUCUAAACUCUCAUUUGCUUACGCGAACGUAUUUGGUGGGAGAACGAUUGACUUUGGCAGAUAUCUGUGUAGCCAUGACACUGUUGCAUUUGUAUCAAUAUAUACUUGAGCCAGAGCUACGUAAACCUUACCAGAAUGUAAAUCGAUGGUUCCAAACAGUCAUCUAUCAACCUGAAUCUAUUGCUGUAAUUGGUGCCUUUAAAUUGGCAGAUAAAACUAUCGAGUAUGAUCCUAAAAAAUUUGCGGAAACUCAGGGAAAGAGUUCAAAAAAAGAAAAGAAGGAUAAGGAUUCGAAGAAGGAAGGUAAGGAGCCAAAAGAACCCAAGGAGAAGAAAGAAUCUAAGGCUGCUGCAGAGAAGACCCCAGCAGUAGAAGACGAAGCUGAUGCAACAGAGGAGGCUUUAGCUGCCGAACCGAAAAAGAAAAAUCCCUUUGCUUCGAUGCCUAAAAGUUCUUUCGACCUUGAUGAUUUUAAACGAUUUUACUCCAACGAAGAUGAGUCUAAAUCGAUUCCUUACUUCUGGCAAAAGUUUGAUCCAGAAAAUUAUAGCAUUUGGCUAAGCGAAUACAAAUACAAUAAUGAACUAACAAAGGUUUUCAUGUCUUGCAAUUUAAUCAGUGGUAUGUAUCAACGAUUAGAUUCGAUGAGAAAGGGUGCGUUCGCCAGUGCCUGUAUAUUUGGAGAAGAUAACGACAAUACAAUCAGUGGCAUUUGGAUCUGGCGAGGACAGGAUCUUGCUUUUACACUAAGUCCAGAUUGGCAAGUGGAUUACGAAUCUUACAGUUGGACAAAACUUGAUCCAUCUAAAGAGGAAACAAAGGAGUUGGUCAAGCAAUAUCUUAGCUGGACUGGCACAGACAAAGAGGGACGUAAAUUCAAUCAAGGAAAGGUUUUCAAGUAAACUUUGCAACAAAUGAGAGAUAAAAUAAAAACGAAAAAUCCUAUUCAAACGAAAUAAAUCUAAAAAAAUGAUAAAAUAUCAGAAAACUUUACAUACGCCCUUCAAAAAUCCUUAUAUUUCAAGAGACAAAAAUCAAUACCCACAGAUCUCUUUCGCCUAAAUAUAUACGUGUUCCUUUCUUUCUGUCCACACAUGAUAGGAUAUACAUAUAUCUUUGUUUAUACGUAAAUAUAUAUACAAUGUAUAUUUCUAUUUUCCAAAAUAUAUAAGAUCCUAUCAUUUAUGAAUAUAUAAUAUUUAAAACUUGUGUACCAUUCAGAAUUUUAUCUUUAAGAAAUUAUUUAUUUUGAUACUUUGCUCAUUACUUCCCAUUUACAUCUCUGAUUAACAAUCUCGAUUAAUUAGCUUUUGAACUAUCGAUAUAAAUAACACGAAUCUCCAGUAAUAAGAAUUACACAUGUACAAGUAGAGAAAAA
This is a messenger RNA of Pogonomyrmex barbatus (red harvester ant), 1897 nucleotides long. RefSeq names its product elongation factor 1-gamma (gene eEF1gamma). The record is from RefSeq and is a predicted model, not a curated record. Lineage: Eukaryota; Metazoa; Arthropoda; Insecta; Hymenoptera; Formicidae. Gene Ontology annotation, cellular component: nucleus; cytoplasm. Gene Ontology annotation, molecular function: translation elongation factor activity. Gene Ontology annotation, biological process: translational elongation.